UAGAGAAGCGGACGGGCCAUUGUUUUGUCAGAUACGAGAGGAGAGAGCAGGAGAUGGACGCAGAGAAGGCGAAGGAGUAUGGGGAGGAGGAGGAGCGUUGCCCAGUGGAGGAGGUGGCUCUGGUCGUGCCGGAGACGGAUGACCCGAGCCUGCCGGUGAUGACAUUCAGGGCGUGGUUCCUGGGUCUAACCUCAUGCGUCCUCCUCAUCUUCCUAAACACCUUCUUCACCUACCGCACUCAGCCCCUUACCAUCUCCGCCAUUCUAAUGCAGAUCUCCGUCUUGCCCAUCGGCAAGUUCAUGGCUCGCACUCUGCCCACAACGCCUUACGAGCUCUUCGGCAGGAAAUUCAGCCUGAACCCGGGUCCCUUCAACAUCAAGGAGCACGUCAUUAUCACCAUCUUCGCCAACUGCGGCGUUUCGUUCGGCGGCGGCGACGCCUACUCCAUCGGCGCUAUAACCGUUAUGAAGGCUUACUACAAGCAGACCCUCAGCUUCCUCUGCGCCAUCUUCAUCGUCUUGACCACUCAGAUUUUGGGGUACGGAUGGGCCGGAAUUCUGAGGAGGUACCUGGUUGAUCCCGUCGACAUGUGGUGGCCUUCAAACCUCGCUCAAGUUUCUCUCUUCAGGGCUCUGCACGAGAAGGAAAACAAGACGAGAGGCUUGAGCCGAAUGCAGUUCUUCCUAGUAGCUCUUGCGGGAAGCUUUAUAUACUACGCCCUCCCCGGAUAUCUCUUCCCAGUUUUGACCUUCUUCUCGUGGGUCUGUUGGGUUUGGCCUAAAAGCAUCACGGCACAGCAGGUUGGUUCCGGUUACCAUGGACUUGGGUUGGGAGCCUUUACUAUCGACUGGGCUGGCAUUUCUGCUUACCAUGGCAGUCCCUUGGUGGCUCCUUGGUCCUCCAUCGUCAACGUUGGCGUUGGCUUCAUCAUCUUCAUCUACAUCAUUGUCCCUCUCUGUUACUGGAAGUACAACACCUUUGACGCUCGCAAGUUCCCCAUUUUCUCCAAUCAGCUAUUCACUUCCAGUGGCCAGAAGUACGACACCACCAAAAUCUUGACCCCGCACUUUGAUCUCGAUGUCUCUUCUUAUAACAGCUAUGGAAAACUUUACCUUAGCCCUCUCUUUGCUCUCUCCAUUGGAUCCGGGUUUGCCAGAUUCACCGCAACACUGACUCAUGUGGCCUUGUUCAAUGGCAGGGAUAUCUGGAGACAGACAUGGUCCGCAAUGCAAAAUGCGAAGCUAGAUAUCCAUGCAAAACUGAUGAAAAGCUACAAACAAGUGCCAGAGUGGUGGUUUUAUGUUCUGCUGUUAGGAAGUACAGCUCUGUCACUUUUGAUGUCUUUCGUGUGGAAGGAUCAAGUGCAGUUGCCAUGGUGGGGAAUGCUGUUUGCUUUUGCCUUGGCCUUUGUAGUUACUCUCCCAAUUGGUGUCAUUCAAGCAACUACCAACCAGCAACCAGGGUACGAUAUAAUAGCACAGUUCAUGAUCGGUUAUGUUCUGCCGGGAAAACCAAUUGCAAACUUGCUUUUCAAGAUUUAUGGGAGAAUCAGCACAGUCCAUGCUCUCUCUUUCCUGGCAGACCUUAAGCUUGGUCACUACAUGAAAAUUCCACCGCGUUGCAUGUACACAGCUCAGCUGGUGGGCACUCUUCUAGCAGGAGUGGUGAACCUUGGGGUGGCAUGGUGGAUGUUGGAGAGCAUUCAAGACAUAUGUGAUAUCGAAGGAGAGCACCCUGAUAGCCCGUGGACUUGCCCCAAGUACAGAGUCACAUUCGACGCAUCUGUGAUCUGGGGAUUGAUUGGACCAAAAAGGCUCUUUGGACCAGGGGGCAUGUACCGUAACCUGGUCUGGCUGUUCCUGAUAGGAGCUGUUCUACCUGUUCCCGUGUGGGUGCUGAGCAAGAUUUUCCCCGACCAGAAGUGGAUGCCUGUCGUUCACUUUGGCAUCUCAGGAAUGCCUCCUGCCACCCCGACCAACAUCGCUAGCUGGCUCGUCACAGGAAUGAUCUUCAACUACUUCGUGUUCAAGUACCACAAGAGAUGGUGGCAGAAGUACAACUACGUUCUGUCCGCGGCUCUUGAUGCAGGCACGGCUUUCAUGGGGGUUUUGCUCUUCUUUGCCCUGCAGAAUGAGGGACACAACCUCAAAUGGUGGGGGACACAAGUAGACCACUGUCCACUCGCUUCCUGUCCUACGGCUCCUGGAAUUAAAGUUAAGGGAUGCCCUGUUUUCUGACUAUUUUGAUGAUGUUCAUCCGCUGUUCCACUACAUUUGUUUUGCCCUUUUCUUGCUUCUUCGUAUAGAAUAUAACGCAACUCCCUAGGAACGUGAGUGCACCAAGGUAAAUAAAUUCCGGGACGUGAGAGAUCUCCUGCAUUUUUCUUUUCCUUGAUCUAAAGGAAACUGUCACAAGCGAUGAAGGCCCAAGAAAAGCAGACUCGAUUAGCUACUACUUGUUCUCCCUUUUUAAUGUAUUGUCAACAAUAUUCACUUGGAUUAUCUAAACAUUUCCUCUU
Molecule: messenger RNA, 2518 nt
Organism: Tarenaya hassleriana
Lineage: Eukaryota; Viridiplantae; Streptophyta; Magnoliopsida; Brassicales; Cleomaceae
Product: oligopeptide transporter 3
Exons: 7
Coding region: 54-2237 (727 amino acids)
Biological process (GO): transmembrane transport
Molecular function (GO): oligopeptide transmembrane transporter activity
Source: RefSeq, a predicted model, not a curated record